Quercus lobata is the source of this 1084-nucleotide messenger RNA. RefSeq lists its product as uncharacterized. Bases 250 to 855 code for a protein of 201 amino acids. NCBI's taxonomy places the organism in Eukaryota, Viridiplantae, Streptophyta, Magnoliopsida, Fagales, Fagaceae. The transcript has 9 exons. The record is from RefSeq and is a predicted model, not a curated record.
AUCUUUUGCACUUCGCUUUAGUUUAGUUCAAUUUGCUUCUUGUUCGUGGCUUUCACACGUGCGGUCGGUCUGGUCUCUCUUCCUCUGUCUUCUUCAUUGUUAGUCUAAUUUCUGCAGUGUUUGGUUGCCCAGAAAACGUAGAAAAGACACAAGCAAAAUCAAAGCUUUGAAUCGUUUUUUUUUUUUCUCAGAACCUUACAAGUUAUGGAUAAUUUUUUUACCUGACAGUCUGCAUUGCAAAGAUAAGCCAUGAAAAACAAAAAUCUCACAAAUGGCGAGAUUGGCAAGAAAGGUGUGGAGGAGAUUGCAACUAACAAAGUCACACUGGGGGAUUUGAUAUGGGUCAAGCAUGAUGGUGGUUCAUGGUGGCCUGCACAGAUUAUUGAUGAGAACAGGGGGAGCAUUAAACCUGGAGAUAAGUCAGCUGGGAAAGUUCGUGUUAGGCUCUACGGAAGCAAUGAAUACUUGUACGUGGAUCCUGUAAAAUGUCAUUCGAAGUUUGAGCUGGAACUCAAACAGAAUAAUGGUUCUUAUAGUAAAAUUUUGGAGAAAUCCCUAGAGAAGGAUCUUCCUCACUCAAAACCAAGUAGAUCAAAGAGACAAGGGGCCAAAUCUAAAGAUGACGAAGCCCCUGAGAAAGAAAGAAAACAGAAGAGACCCAAGCAAAGUAGCAAAAGUGCUGAUAAUGGCGGUAGCAAAAGUGCUGAUAAUGGCGAGACAAAUAGCCCAAGCUCUGACACAACUUUAUUUGGAAAGUCUCCAGAGCUCAGUGCCCGAAAACUGAAAGUCAUGCAAAGUCUUGGUCUGAUUGCUCCUUCUGGGUCACCAUUCCACAAAAUGGACACACUUAUCUGAGUUUGUGAUAAUAGUUGGUACUGAUCCAUUAUUUUUGUGAAAAUUUAGUGCUUUUAUAUUGUACAGCCUAAAUCUCUAUUUGCUUACAAGGUCAUUGACACUUCAAUCCUUUGCUUAAUUUGCUCGGCCAAUGCAAGUUUUUGAUGGAAGCUUAGCUGUGGUGACAGUCAUGGCAACAAUCCUAAACUUAGAAGGAAAAAAAAAAAAGUUCUCUCUCUGGUGGUUAGCA